UUCUCCCACUCGGCGUUCACCUUUGGCAUAGAAAGCCACAUCAGCCAGUCCAACAUCAACGGAGCCCUGGUUCCCCCUGCUGCCCUGAUCUCCAUCAUCCAGAAGGGCCUGCAGUACGUGGAGGCAGAGGUCAGCAUCAAUGAGGUCAGUACCCACAAUGCUAACUUUCCUAUUUACUGACUGUACCCCACGCUAACCGCUAACUUACAUUGACUGUGUAGCUGCCGUGCUAACCUUUGAACUCAAUACCUAAAUGUAAGACAGUAGAAGUUACCCCUUACCACAGAUUUAGGAUCACAUUACCCUCCAAUCCUAGGAAGCACAAUCCUAUGACAUCAUCAGGACUAUUGCCCUGAUAUACACUACUGGUCAAAAGUUUGGACAUACAUUGUAGAAUAAUAGUGAAGACAUCAAAACUAUGAAAUAACACAUAUGGAAUCAUGUAUUAACCCACAUUUAAAAAAACAAAUCAAUAUAUAUUUUAUAUUUGAGAUUCUUCAAAUAGCCCUCCUUUGCCUUGAUGACAGCUUUGCACACUCUGCACACUGUGAUAUGAUAUUUUGGCUAUAUCGCCAGCCCUAUGUUAGACAUCCGCUGAAAUAUUAAAAUGUAAAGAAUGGAACAUAACAUUUUAACUUUUGAGUAAAAUUCCCCUUUUUAAUGAAAAAAUAUCUGACCCUGUAUCACUGGUCAAUGGCAACUGUGUUGAAACCCCAAACAUAUGUCUCAGGGGUCGCGAUAAUGCAGGAUUCAGCUUUUUUCACACAGAAAAGCAAAGAAAAAAAUACAGAAAAAAUACUUGCUGCAUUUUGUAAACGAAGAUCUAAAAAUUAACCAAGCCAUGCAUCACACAGUCCCUUUCCCCUCUGUGUCUCACUCACUCAAUUGUGUUCUAACUGAUGGGAUACACAAGCUACAUUCCUUGCACAAAUUCAAAAUGGACUGGUUGACUGAAGUAGGGAAAUAUGUGUUCCAACAAUGAGCUGCAAUUUUGGAAUAACUGGGUAAUUUUCUGCUUAGGCUACUUUGCGGUUGUCAUUAUUUACCACAUCCACAAAGUAAAAAUAUUUUUAUCAGAAUCAUUAAGCCUACUCCCACGGGGGGCCAGUAUGAAAAAUGUAUGCACUCACUAACUGUAAGUCGCUCUGGAUAAGAGUGCUAAAUGACUAAAAUAUACUCACCAAACAGAUAUCUUGGCCUUAAUUCAUCCCCAUGCAGUGUUCAAUGUAGAAGUGUUAAUCCAUUUAGAACAUUCCAAGGAACAGGCAGAAUAAAGUAAAGCGAAUGUCUGUAUAUUGAAAAGAAGACAGGUUUUAGUUUGUAACCCUGAAAAAUGUGUCUUUCAACUUGCCAAUUAAGUCCUGUUUCAAAUGAUCACUCUUUGAAAAUAACUGUUCCAGUCGCGAGAUGCGAAUUACUUCGCACUAUUCUGUUCUAUUUUAUUCUGUUAUAUUACAUGUUUUUUUUAUUAUAAAAUAGGUGUCUUGACUGAUAAGGGCUCGGGAAGUAGUGUCUUGUCUGCUAAAUUAACAAAACAAGGAUAUGUCAUUACACAGACAUCGGCUUCUACAAGAAAGUGCCACACUGCUGAGGUUACUAACAUUUUGAAGAUUGUAUUCCACGAUAUAACCAGUUGAUAUUACAGGUUCAAUAAAUUAAUCUUAAAUGGCACUUGUUUUUUAUUGACUGGAUAUAUAAUGAGGCAAUUUAGCAAUUAGGAUUCGUUAUCUGUAAUGGUUAUGAUAAAUUAGGCAUUGUUGCACACUGUUGGCAUAUAAAUCAAUGCACACAUUUUUUCCCUUGUUCUACAAAUAGCUCUUUUUUUUUUGUACUUGAUAGAAAAUCAUGCGAGUACUUUAACAGUCAAAGGUCAAAUGGCCAUCCCUGUAUGAAACGCAGGUGAAAUCGAUUAAAACGCAGAUUUUUUGAUGGUCAGCAUUUUGAAAAUGCAGAUUUCUGAAAGCUAAAGCUGCGACCCCUGUAUCUUGUCACCCAGGAUGGCACUCUGUUUGACGGGCGGCCCAUUGAGUCGCUGUCUCUGAUCGACGCUGUGAUGCCUGAUGUGGUGCAGACACGGCAGCAGGCCUACCGGGAAAAGCUGGCCCAUCAGCAGCAGGCAGCCGGGGCUGGCAGCACCAGUGGCACCCAGGGCCCCCAGCCUGGCGGCGCUAAGAACGGAGAGGGGGGAACCGCUGCCAACGGCGAGGAGAAUGGCGCCCACGCCUUAGCCAGUGAGCAGAACCUUUCAUUAUGACACCUCUUUUAUUUUAGUUGAAUUUAAAAAUAUAUAUAUUUCGUAAUAGUUAACAUGAUAUCAUAACCAGGGUUGCGGUCAAUUCCAAUUUUAUUGGAAAUUCCAAUUCCAUUCUUGAAUUAAUUUAUGAAGUGAAUUCUAUUGAAUUCAAGUUAUGGGAUUGGAAUUGUGUUGGAAUUAGACUGUUUGAAUUGGAAUUGUAAAAACAAUUAAUCAGUUAAUGGAAUGAAUGCACUUAGUAUACAAAAUGGAUUGCAGGAUUUGUUUGAAAUGAUUUCAACUGAUUUGUAUAUUUGGAGUAUAGCGAAGCACGCUGAAUAUUGACAUGAUCGUCCUGAAAGCCUGAGGGAAUUGAAUUCAAAUCGGAAUUUUGGGAAUUCUUGGGGAUAAUAUUGAACUAGGAAUUGAAUUCUUGGAAUUUACCUAACAUUGGAAUUGAGAGGAAUUGAAUUGUCUGAAUUCAAAAACUGACCUGAAAUUUGAAUUGAAUUAAAUGGAAUUUACAAGUAGAGGGAAUUGAAUUAAGAUUGUAUUUAUGGAAUUAACCCCUGGUCAUAACAGUAAAAAUGAUUUACAAUACAUAGACCUACAUAAUCACACCUCUUGAGUUUAAAGCACAACCGACGGCGGAGAUGGUUUGACCUUUUCCUCGCAAUCAUUUCUACUAACUCUAGCGUAGGUUUAGCUGCUACUCGACAAGCCGGACCAAUGAAAAUCUCUACCUUUCUCCCGUCAUGGAUUUAACAGUGGUCGAAAUUCCCUUCAGCCAAUGCUUACAUCAAUCCUACACUUUUAAAUGAUGAUCGGGGCAUGUUCAAGUGCACAGUUAGGAGAUUCAGGGCGCAGCCCAAGACCUCUGUAUGUGACCUGUGAGUGUGUCUUCCAUAGAGAUGGAUAGCGGACAAGAUGGAUAUAAUCCGUUUGAUACAAAGAUGAGUCCUCUAUCUAACUCUAAGGUGUGUUCCAUCCCCUCCCCCUCCAGACCACCAUGCAGACAUGAUGGAUGUGGACGGGGAUGUGGAGAUCCCCCAGAACAAGGCCAUGGUGCUGCGAGGCCACGAGUCCGAGGUGUUCAUCUGUGCCUGGAACCCCGUCAAUGACCUGCUCGCCUCCGGGUACAGAACCGACUCCUAUAUCCUUCUUCUGUUUCUUUUCUCUUUCUGACUUCUAUUUCUCUCGGCUUCUGUUUCACUGUCUCUUUUUCUCUCCUACUCCUCUCUCCUUUUUCUCUCACCCUCCUAUCACUCACUGUCUCCCUUUCCUGCUACUUCUCUAUCCCUGUCUCUCUUUAUAGAGAAAGACAGCCUAAAGAUAAAUGAUUUCUGUUCAUGAAGUAAAAUCCCCCUUCAUAUAGCAUUGCCCGUUUUCAUGAUGAGAAGUAUGCGUUGACCUACAUUUUGAUGAGCAGAACUUAAUCAAGGAAGUUUACACUUAAGAUAAAUAAUGUGUAUAUUUGGCAGGUUUAUGUACUCUCAUAUCUAAUUUAAUCCUGAGAAGUGUGUUUUAUUAGCCCUUUACACGCGUACCUGUAUACAGGUUGAAAAUGGAAGAUUUGGGCACUAAUAAGCGCCUCAAUUGGAACGUAGUGGCUGUACAGUAACAUGCUAUACAUGACGUCAGCGCUCUCUCCUCAAAGAGUGAUCAUUUAAAGCAGGGCUCAAUUUGGUGAGUUGAAAGACGAUGUUUUCAGGGUUACAAGAUAUACAGACAGACGUUCGAUUUAGUUUAUUCUGCCUGUUCCUUGGAAUGUUCUAAAUGGAUUAACAGUUCCACAUUGAACACCGCAUGGUGAUAAAUUACGGCCAUGACAUCUUUUUGGUGAGUAGGCCUAGGCUUAAUGAUUCUGUUCUGAACAGAAUGAGCCUAUGUUUGUUUAUUGUGAAGACAAUUUGCGGCAGCAAACGCACCUGAAUGCACUCUUUCUAUGUGCACCAGAAUUAUGAGCUGUUUCUCUGAAUUGCCUUGUGAAAGCCCAACACUGUAAGAUCGUAUUUUAUAACUUAGCUAAUCAUGUUGGCAAUAGAACAAGCUUUCAAAUCAUGCCCACCUGACCCAGAUUGCUAUUUAUAAUGGACCGCUUUUGGAUUGCGUAAACAACAACAGUAAUUGUGUGAUGGUGGGGAUGCAGGGUUGUAUUCCAAACGAAACAACUACAAGUGAGCUUGCUCUAGUUCCUCAACGGCACAGCUAGGAGAGCAAAAAAUAUUAUUCUUUGAGUCAUAAAAGUGUAUUGAAAUUGCUUAGGAACUGUGCACACUUUGGAGAUGUGUGGCCACUUGGAGACACCAGUUAGUCCUCUCACUCAAACCCUUGUUAUUUUUUAUUAUGUUGUUAUUUUCAUUAUCAACAAAUGCAGCGAAAAGUACAAUAAAUGUAAAAUGCACAUAAAAAUCAACAGUGUAAUGUUUGGAUUCAGUCUUGAACAGUUGUGUAGUCAACUGUAUCAGGUGAACUGUUGUGUACUCACCUUUGGUCUAAUAAUUUUCCCAUUAUCUCCAAAUUUUAUGCAUUUUCAUAUUUCUUCUGUAAGAAACAUUUCAAUUUAGCCCUAUCCAUAUAGGUCAAUUCCCACGAGGGUUAAUGUUGCUAUGUUUUAGGCUGACAAGCAGCCAAAGAAGUUGCACGUUAGAUGACAGUGUGUAACUCGUGUGUGUGUGUGUGUGUGUGUGUGUGUGUGUGUGUGUGUGUGUGCAGGUCUGGGGAUUCAACGGCGCGGAUCUGGAACCUGAGUGAGAACAGCACAGGCAGCUCCACCCAGCUGGUGCUGAGACACUGCAUACGGGAGGGGGGCCAGGACGUACCCAGCAACAAAGACGUCACCUCACUGGACUGGAAUGUGAGCGAGAGAGAGAGUGUGUGUUUGAGGUGGGGGUGGGCAGACAGACUGUGUGUGUGUACACAUUCUGGUGUGCGUGUGUGUCUCAGCUGCCAAAGGCAUUCUCUGGCAGCGCUUCCCAACCGGAAAUAUGGGAUGGCUUCGUUCCCUCCCAUGGAAAAUGCAGGGCUUUCACUACUGCUACUCAGAAUUUAGACUUACAGUAGAGCAGGCUGUCAUUUUCCCCUGCUCUACAAGUUGCUGGAGGAUACUGAACCAGCAUUUAAGUACUUUUGGCCAAAUCACAACUUGAUAAGCAGGAAAAACUGACUGUUGUUUGAUGUCAUCAGGAGAUUUAAGCCAACAUUUGAGUAAUUCACAUAAAUCUCUAAUUAGGAUCAGGGCCUUGUUUUGUCCCAAUUUUGGGUGCAACAGAAACCCAGAACUACAGGUUAUUGGUCCGAAAAAUGACUAACUGAUGAAUUUCUGUCUUUCAGAGUGAGGGUACGCUGUUAGCCACAGGCUCGUACGAUGGCUUUGCCAGAAUAUGGACUAAAGACGGUAAGCAAUUUAAAGAUACACUAUGGGCAUGCUAAUUGUUUAUGUAAAAUUUUGUCUUGAAUCCUUAGUUUUAGGCAAACAAUAUAAGCUUUUGCUCACGGGCGAGGGGAGGAGUGCCGCUUUCUGUCCAAUGAGGUCAUUUCUGGACAAUAUUUCUGUCUAUUUAGGGGACCCCUUUGUGUGGCUCAAGAGCAACCUCGAAGGCAAAAGUUCCGUAUUGCCUCUUUUAAUGUCAGAACUUUCACAUCUCAACAUUUCUAAACAGAAUCACAGAUGGUCUGAAGUUCUCUUGCUAAACAAGCACCAUGACAUGUUUUUUUGCAGGUAACCUCGCCAGUACCUUAGGCCAGCACAAGGGUCCUAUAUUUGCCCUCAAAUGGAAUAAGAAAGGCAACUUUAUCCUCAGUGCAGGAGUAGAUAAGGUAAGAUAAUGGUUUGUGUGUUAAAAAUGUCUGCAUUGGACUUUUAUCUCAAUAUCAAAUCAUUUCUGGGUAACAAUGAAGUGCCUUACUGUGAAUUGUUUUCAAUGAAAAUGGCCAAAAAUAUACAAAAAUAGCUUCUUAGCAAAGAGCAAUUUCUCAAUUAAGAUUUUUGCUAGGACUGUCUGGUUGUUGUCAGAGUGGGGAGGUGAAAACUGAAAACUAGCUGUUAUUGGCAGAGAGGUUUAGAACGCUCUUUCUUAUUGGUCUAUUUACAUUUACCGGCAGGCCAAAACUCCAUCCCACCAAAACAGGCUGAAAUUUCAGGCGGUCGUUUCAAACAACUCUUACAUUAAAAGGGCUUUAUCAUAUUUGUCACAAGGGUUUUCUUAAAAUAAAGAAACUUUUUUGACCUCACUGGGCCUUUUUAAAGAGAAGAAAACGUGGAGAAAGCCAUUUAAGAAUAAAAGAGACCAGAUGUUUAACAUCCCUUUAAAUGUAAUUGAUUUGUCAUGGUGUGGUGUCAUUGUGUCAUUUGUCACUCAUAUGAUGAAACGACUCUGACAAUAUAUCUGUCUCUCGUUUAGACCACCAUCAUUUGGGACGCUCACACAGGGGAGGCCAAGCAGCAAUUUCCCUUUCACUCAGCGCCGGCCCUGGACGUUGACUGGCAGAACAACAACACGUUUGCCUCCUGCAGCACGGACAUGUGCAUCCAUGUGUGUAAGCUGGGCCAGGACCGGCCUGUCAAGACCUUCCAGGGACACACGGUAAGACCGGAGACUGGACUGGCUCUCUGGCCUGGGUGCAUCUCAAUUGUCUCUUCUCCCUGUCACAUUAACAAUGGCUGCGUUAACACAGGCAGACCAAUUCUGAUCUUUUGCUCAAUUAUUGGCAAAAUAUCUAAUCUGAUUGGACAAAAGACCAACUAUUGGCAAAGAUCAGAAUUAGACUGCCUGUGUAAAUGCAGCCAUUGUGACCGACAUUGAUUAAUCUCAAUAGUCUAAAGUGGCAUCCUCGAGUUCAAACGCACUGAUCUGAAUAUAGAGGAUAGGUGAAAGCUUUUGCCCAUCCUGUUCAAUCACAUCACUGCAGGAAGUGCCUUUGUACAGUUGAUGCUCCCUUUUUGUGCACUGCUAUAUUAUAAAGUUCACUAAAUGUUUCCUUGUAUCCCUCCUCAUCAUCCCUUUCUCUUUUCCCUCUAGAAUGAGGUGAACGCUAUCAAGUGGGAUCCUACGGGGAGUCUGCUGGCCUCCUGCUCCGACGACAUGACACUCAAGGUCAGUACACACAGACACACACACAGCUCACAAAAAGCCUCCUAACUACUGCCAAAUAUGUAUUUCAUGGAGUAGGAAAUAAUAGUACAAAAUAAGUUUUACCGGGGUCUACUUUUGGCUGCAGUUUAUAAUCUCUUUGAUUGGAGUCCUCACAUCUCUGUCUCUCCCCUCUCCCCUCUGUGUCUCUACCAGAUCUGGAGUAUGAAGCAGGACUUGUGUGUCCAUGACCUGCAGGCUCACAGUAAGGAGAUCUACACCAUCAAGUGGAGCCCCACGGGGCCUGGGACCAACAACCCCAAUGCCAAUCUGAUGCUGGCCAGGUAAAAUAAGGCUAGGAACCACUCCAACUCCCAGCAUUCCUCUGGGAAACACUCCAACUCCCAGCAUGCCUCUGGGGGUUUGUGCUAAUAAGAGGUUUUGUGUCAAACAAAUGCAUUUAGGAUCUGUAAGUGACGUAGUAUGGAGUCAUGUAUGUUCAUUCUAUGCAUCUCGAUCUGCUGCAUUCUGUUUGCCCCAACGGAAUAGAUCCCAGGAUAGUCACUGUAAUCAAAUUAAAGUAUAUUUCUCUUUCCUCUCCUCCUCUCCUUUUACUCUCCUAAAUUGCUUCGGGGCGCUGCGCUGGGGCUGACCCUGUACUCCCUCCCAAAUGUGUUGUGUCUUGGAGGUUAGGAGCAGAGCAAAAUAUGAAUUUCCUUUCCAAGAUGGACACUAAAGUACUAUUCUAUCUCCCCCCAGUGCGUCGUUUGACUCGACUGUGCGCCUGUGGGACGUGGAGCGCGGCGUGUGCAUCCACACGCUCACCCGCCACCAGGAGCCCGUCUACAGUGUGGCCUUCAGCCCCGACGGGCGCCACCUGGCCAGCGGCUCCUUCGACAAGUGUGUCCACAUCUGGAACACACAGGUACAGGACGGAAUAACACACACACACACUCGCUCAUCCCACUCAUACGUCAUUCACAUCUCAAGCCCAACUGUUUAUUGCAGGGCUAGUCUGAUGGUCGAUGCAUGGGUUUGAAUAUUUAGGUCCAAAUCCUAACUUGAGAUCUGAGCGCAUAACUCUGACUUUCACAUAAAUCAUGCGUUGAUUUUAACGGGUGACUUGUCCUAACUAUUCUCAAGUAAGGAUUCAGCCCUAAGUGAGAUACGUGUAAGGAAGUAAACAUGAUUGAAAUUGACCUGUCCCCAUUUCUCUUGAUUAUCAUUGUUUUGCUGAUCACAUCCCUGUCUGUCCCUCUGUCUGUCCAGACGGGUGCUUUAGUUCACAGCUACAGGGGAACGGGGGGCAUCUUCGAGGUGUGCUGGAACGCCACGGGAGACAAAGUUGGAGCCAGCGCGUCGGACGGAUCGGUAAGUCUCACCAGCCGCCUCUUCAUGGCCAGGAGUUAUUUUCCUGAUUUCAGAAGGAAC
Molecule: messenger RNA, 8736 nt
Organism: Coregonus sp. 'balchen'
Lineage: Eukaryota; Metazoa; Chordata; Actinopteri; Salmoniformes; Salmonidae
Source: the annotation of a GenBank genome assembly